AUGGGAUUCUUGAUACAGGACAUCAAUAUGAUAAAGUGUGCUUUAGCAUUAAUGAGUCAUUUAAAUUGGCGAAAACGCCUUGCUUUUGAUCAUUUCAUGGGACAUGGUGGAAGUGAUGGCGUCCAUGGAUACAUGUAUUCCCUUGAUGCUGCAGUCAAUGACUUGAAAAUUGUUUUUUUGUAUAGAAAUCAUGGGAUCUGUGAAAAAAAUCCUUCCGUUGUUGUGCAUAGACCAAUUACAAGAAAGAUUGCUACUCAAAUUUCUAACCAAAACCAACCUUGUCAAGUGGAAACUAAGAAGCCAGUACAGAAUUCAUCAUCGAUUAUGAUUGAAAAAGUAUCAAAUAAGGUCAUUAUAGAUGUAGAUGAAUAUAGAGCAGAUAGUUCCUUCUCCGUUCCAAUGUUUGUGAAGUACACUGAAGCAAUUCUUGAUGAAGUCGAAAUCUUCGAGGAUAUUGACUUAAUGGAAGUUGAGAUGGAGGAUAUUGUUGAAGAACUCAUUAUGGAUAUUGAUAGUUGCGACUCAAAGAACACACUUGCAGUUUUAGAUUAUAUUGAUGACAUAUAUGCUCACUACAAGAAAACUGAGAAUUCUAGUUGUGUAUCUCCCAACUAUAUGGUUCAGCAAUCCGACAUCAAUGAGAAGAUGAGGGUCAUCCUAGUUGAUUGGUUAAUCGAGGUGCAUUAUAAAUUUGAGCUCAUGGAUGAGACAUAUUUUCUGCAUUUUGAUCCAUAG
This is a messenger RNA of Papaver somniferum (opium poppy), 735 nucleotides long. Its product is annotated as cyclin-B2-4-like. Lineage: Eukaryota; Viridiplantae; Streptophyta; Magnoliopsida; Ranunculales; Papaveraceae. Gene Ontology annotation, cellular component: centrosome; cyclin-dependent protein kinase holoenzyme complex; nucleus. The transcript has 7 exons. Gene Ontology annotation, biological process: mitotic cell cycle phase transition; regulation of cyclin-dependent protein serine/threonine kinase activity. The coding region runs from base 1 to 735 and encodes 244 amino acids. Gene Ontology annotation, molecular function: cyclin-dependent protein serine/threonine kinase regulator activity. The record is from RefSeq and is a predicted model, not a curated record.